UAAUGUUGUCCAAAGAACUUAUAAGUUUAGUCACUGUCAUGUUGUCAACACUCGCGCACACCACAUCCAUGUUCAACGGGGAGCCCCAACUCACUAUAAAAGCUGAGAGAAAUAAGGCAUUCGACGAAUCCUGUCUAAUUAAAAAGUUCGAGAUAAAUAAGGAAAACAUAGCAGAUUGUUUGAGCCACUGUCUUGAGGACUGUCGAUGUCAGUCGUUUCAAAUUUGCCAAAAUACAGAAUGUCAACUAUGUUCAAGUCACAAAGAAGAAAACAGUUCAUUGCUUCAUGAUCAAGAUGGCUGCGUCUAUGCUGUUUACGAUUUAAGACAUUUAAUGGACGUUUUUCAGUUCCAGGAAUUCGACGAUCAAUGCACUGGAUUGAGUUGUUAUAUGAAAUACAACUGUUGUCAACGAUCAGAGCUCUGUCCAGGCAAGAAAAUAUGCAAACCACAGAACUCCACUGAACAACCCUGGAAACGAUUCACCUGCGAAUGCCAAGUUGGCUACAAUGGAGACAACUGUGACCAGACAAUCAGAUCGUGUGCCGGGUAUUUGGAUCGCCCCCGACAAUCAGGCAUGUAUAAAGUGUUUGAUUCUAGCAAUUCAUUGUAUGAAGUAUACUGUCAUUUUGAUUCUGAUGGCCGUGCUUGGACGCUGGUGCAGUCGUUUAGCUUCGCACGGCGAGCAGUCACAAAUAGCGUUUUUCAAGAAAAAUUAAGUGCAGACCAUCCUGUCAGUGAAAAUGAACUACAAUGGAGCGGUUAUCGACUCAGCAAAGCACGAAUGCAGUCGAUUAAUCUGGAUUCAAAUUAUAUCGCGUUCACUUGUGACUACAAGAAGGAAGACGAAGUCAACAGUUUGGAUUAUCUUCAAAUAUCACUCGAUGACCUUAAAAAUAAAGAUAUCACAACAAAAAAUCCAAACAAGGAAGUGUUAACUUUCGAGGGUAGGAUUAAUGAAAAAAGUUUAACGGGAUGUAAAGUAAAGCUUCACCAGAGUGACAGCGGCUUACAUGUACAUCUGGAAAGCAAAGAAAAUUGUGUGUUUAAUCCUACAAACCCAAGUGGCUGCGACAAAUUUUAUUAUUUUAGCUACUUUCCUGACGCGGGUUGUUUGAUGGAAACUCAUCGUUGCUCCCAAAAUGUAAAUUCUACAACACAACUAUGGUUUGGACAACUUAGGAAUUGAAGUUUUCAGAGAUGUGU
Molecule: messenger RNA, 1204 nt
Organism: Dendronephthya gigantea
Lineage: Eukaryota; Metazoa; Cnidaria; Anthozoa; Malacalcyonacea; Nephtheidae
Exons: 3
Coding region: 3-1187 (394 amino acids)
Molecular function (GO): oligosaccharide binding
Source: RefSeq, a predicted model, not a curated record